Paramormyrops kingsleyae is the source of this 1831-nucleotide messenger RNA. RefSeq lists its product as uncharacterized. The record is from RefSeq and is a predicted model, not a curated record. NCBI's taxonomy places the organism in Eukaryota, Metazoa, Chordata, Actinopteri, Osteoglossiformes, Mormyridae.
GGGCAAACACGCCCACACUUACCAUUAGAGUUACAGCUAAGAGUAAGAGAAGCUGGACAAUAAGGGCUUUUAAGGGUCUUGCGGGGUUCCUUUCAGGAGCAAAAGAGUGAAAUGGGGUUGUCUCAGGGCACAAAAAUGAGGUCUGCACAUCGUUGUAGCGAGAUGACAAUUUCAGCUAUGUUAAUCUUAGUUAUUACCAUAGUGAGUUUGUCUCAAGCAAGCUCACAGAACCAGGCUCUUCAAAGUAACACUGAGGGAUAUCAAAGCUCCAUCACCUCGAGCAGCAGAAGCACGAAGGUCUCUACGGAAUCACCUUCUACCGACUCUCAGAGCGCUUUCACCAAUGUGAUUCCCUCAACACCACAGAAAUUGACCCACAAUGCAGCAGUAACAGGGUCAUCGAGCAUAUCGGCAAGCCAGACCUCUGGAUCAACUAUCUCUGUACCCUCGUCCACCAAUCAAACGGUAGCUUCGACAUCACCUAACUCUACUCCGACGGAUCAUGGCAACAGGCCGACCAAUGCCAGUGAGGGGUUCACCACCAUCAAUCAGACUUCAACUUCAACAUCGCUUGACUCUACGUCAGCACCGAUGAAUCACAGCAGCAAGCCGACUGAUGGAAACAAAACGUUCACCACCACUGAGCGUCCGAUAUCAACAACAUCAUCAUCCCUGACAACCGGUUCCUCGCCACCUUGUGCCACACAGAGCCUGAAGAGUGGGCUCACAUAUGAGGAGAUGAUCAUCACGACAAUCAUCAGCACUGUCCUCGGCCUCAUCGUUCUCACAAUGGCAGCAUAUAUCAUUUCCAUAUGCCAGCAGAAGAAGCACCUCUUUAUCCAUCGACCACUCUACAACAACGCAGAGGAAAUGGGGGACAGGUUUUCAACACCCGACGAUACUCUGGUAAUAUCUGGUGGACUCUACGACGGGCCUCAAACCUUUGAAUACGAAGAAUUUCCCGCUCAGAUGUCCCGGUUACAGCUGGACUUCUUUAACGAGGACUCAGGGCAGCGCUCCAAUCAUACGGGUCAGUAUUAGAAGUCUUUCGGUGGAAACCAUACUGUACUUUUUUCAAUCAACCAUGUAGCUCCCAAAUUCCCAAGCACCAUUACCUCUCUUCCUGGAAGUUACACGUGAAACAAGGAAGUUGAAGUCAUUUUACCACAAAACAAAAGCAAGACUUAAAAAUAUCAAUGUAAAAAUACUAAUGUGCCACAUAUUAUAAUGAUGACUAAAGUGAUCUUGGUGUUCAUCAUGUUGUCAUCGUAUGGUGUCAUGAAAGAAGAAAAAAUAUAUAACUGUGGUCUUUAAUUUGAUCAUUUUUAAGAUGCAUUCAUACACAAUUAAGAACGUAUCAGCAACCCACUAUUUGAAUUAAGGUUGCAUUCAUUAUUUUGUUGUUUGUAACAGUAACUGUAAAUGCAUAUUCUUACAGUGACUGUUAGGAUAAACUUUGUUCAGUCACACUUAUCGUGUUGUGGGUGGGACCAUCAGUCUUAAACAAGUACAGUCUUUGUAGGUGAUAAGCAAAGAAUGACAAGAAUUACAUUUCAACCUUCAACCUACUGCCUGAGAGAGAUAUUAAUAUUUUGCAAUAUUUUAAGCCUAUGGAUAAAAGUGUAUUAAAGAAAUUUGAAGUUUAUCUUGGACUAUCUUAAAUGAGUCCAGAACUGCUGAAAAGUGCGUUACAUGAAAAUGACAGCAAAAAAUGUAAAUGAGAAUAUCCUGCAAUUCACACCUUGAAUGUCCCAAUGUAUCGCAGUAACUGCAGUUUCAGUUAUCCACAGUUGACCACUGUCUGAAAAAUAAAAUUGUAAAAUGUGUAACA